Messenger RNA from Chelonia mydas (Green sea turtle), 6491 nucleotides. RefSeq names its product serine/threonine kinase 40 (gene STK40). NCBI's taxonomy places the organism in Eukaryota, Metazoa, Chordata, Testudines, Cheloniidae. The record is from RefSeq and is a predicted model, not a curated record. Gene Ontology annotation, biological process: protein phosphorylation. Gene Ontology annotation, molecular function: protein kinase activity; ATP binding.
GGCGGAGCCGGGCGGAGGCGUGGCUUGGCGUGGUGCGUCACUUCCGUUGUCAGGUGGCCGCCGCUGGGAGCGGAGCGGAGCGAGCCGGGGAGGGGGCCGAAGCGGGCCUGGGCUGCGGCAGGGGAUCCCUCCGGCCGGGCCCGGGGGUCAUGGAGUCCCCGACCUUUCGAUCCUCCAGCCGUCUCCAGAGUGAUGCCUGCUGUUUCCUGAGGCAUUGGAAAACCUAGUUUGGAAGAAGAAUAAAGAUAUGGUUGAUGCUGAACUACAACAGCUGAGGAUGAAGCGGCGAGCAUCAGACAGAGGAGCUGGGGAAACAUCCGCUAAGGCAAAGGCUCUUUGUACAGGGAUUUCUGGAAGUAAUGCCAAGAGAGCAGGCCCUUUCAUCCUAGGUCCACGUUUAGGUAACUCCCCGGUGCCAAGUAUUGUUCAGUGUUUGGCAAGAAAGGAUGGGACAGAUGACUUCUAUCAACUAAAGAUCCUUACCUUAGAGGAAAGGGGUGACAAAGGAACAGAAACCCAGGAGGAGCGACAGGGCAAGAUGCUGCUGCACACAGAGUACUCUCUCCUUUCCCUUCUGCACAAUCAGGAUGGAGUGGUUCACCAUCAUGGGCUCUUUCAGGACCGAACUUGUGAAAUCAUAGAAGAUCUGGAAACCAACAGAAUGGUCAGGAAGAUGAGGAAGCGCAUUUGCCUUGUUUUAGACUGUCUCUGUGCUCACGAUUUCAGUGACAAGACAGCAGAUUUAAUCAACUUGCAGCAUUAUGUCAUUAAAGAGAAGAGACUCAGCGAACGGGAGACUGUUGUUAUAUUCUACGAUGUGGUACGAGUGGUGGAAGCAUUACACAAGAAAAAUAUUGUGCACAGAGACUUGAAACUAGGAAACAUGGUGCUAAACAAAAGGACUCACCGAAUAACCAUAACAAACUUCUGUCUUGGAAAGCACCUAGUGAGCGAAGACGACCUGCUGAAGGAUCAGCGAGGGAGCCCCGCCUACAUCAGCCCAGACGUUCUCAGUGCCAAAGUGCAGCCGGCUCCUGCCGCCACAGCGCAGCCCCAGAUCCUGCAUCAGCCAGGCGGCCCCGUGGCCCCCCAGCGCCCCUCGGUGCACGUUGCCCUUCGGCCUGGCGCGAGCCCGUGUGCCACGAUGGAGACACGCAAGCGGGAGAUGGAGCUGCUGAGCAACAGCAUGGCCGCCUACGCCCACAUCCGAGACAAUCCUGAGAGUUUUGGCCUCUAUUUUGUCCUGGGCGUCUGCUUCGGCCUGGUGUUAACCCUCUGCUUGCUGGUGAUCCGCAUCUCCUGCCAGCCGCACACCCGCCGCCUCCCUGCCAAGCCCCGGCGGAGCCUCCGGGACGUCAGCGAGGACGACGAAGAGGAGGAGGAGGAGGAGGAGGAGGAGGAGGAGGAGACGGUUGACCACGUGGCGGCGGAGUCCCCGCUGCCCAUCACCGAGAUCCCCCUGGAGAACCACAGCCCGGCAGAUGGCACCUUGCCUGUCAACGUCUUUGCCUCGGCGGAGGAGCUAGAGCGGGCGCAACGGCUGGAGGAACGGGAGCGCAUCAUCCGGGAGAUCUGGCGCAACGGCCAGCCGGACAUCCUGGGCGCGGGCACCGUGGGCAGAGUGCACUACUACUGACUGCGGGCACGGGGCCAGGCCGCCCAGCUCCCGGAGCGAGCCUGCGAGGGCCCCCCCCGUGCACGCGCUGCUCUUGGGCACCCUUUCCGGGAGUGCCUGUGAGCCUGGAGAUGUUCCACAGCCCUUUGCGUAGCCCCUGGGCACUGUGUCUGUGUGCGAGCUGGGCGGGGCUCGGCCCCCCUGAAACGCCCCGUUAGCUGGGGCCAACCAUGCAUGGCAUUUCUUACUGGCUGAGUGGGGGCGCCAAGCUCUGCCGAGCAGCAAGCUCCUUGAGGAGCUGCUCCCGUUAACUGGCUGCUCAGGACCCCGCGAACGGCGCAGGAAGGGUCGCUCUCAUCGCUGGCGACGGGGAUCCCCCCGCUUCCUGCAGGAGCUCCCUGCCCCCACCUGAUCAGGGGCACCGCGCAUGCCCUGCCAGGCUGGCUUCCCACCCUCAGCGAACCGAGUGCAUGGGACGGCAGCAAGGCGAGCGCUGACUGCCCGGCAAGUCCAGGCCCUGGAAAGGCGCCUCCUGCCGGGGCAUGGAUGGACUGGGGCUUAGCCAAACCUGGCCACCCUCAUGGACGGACACUCCCAGAACUGGCCACCGGGGGUGGGGGCUUUGCCCCUUCCUCUGAAACACCUGGUACUGGCUGGUGUUGGAGGGACAAUGCAGUCCCCCCCAGUCCAGCCCCCCAUGUAGUGCAGAGUGCUAGGUAAGGGAGAGCUUAAAGGCGAGGGGCAGCGCGAUCGUUCUUGGUCUGUUAGCAGUAGUUCCUGGGGUGCGCGUGUCACUGAGUGUGGGGAGUCAGGGCCCUGCACCCCCAACUUCCUGCAAUUCACUGGGACUCUCAGCCAGCCAGUAAAACAGAAGGUUUAUUAGAUGACAGGAACACAGUCUAAAAGAGAGCUUGUAGGUACAGAAAACAGGAAACCCCCCUCCCCAGCUAGCUCCAAACCGAAACCCCCUCCAGCUGUCUCACCCAACCACACACCCCGGCUCCUCCGCCAGCCUUUGUCCAGUUGCCUGGGCAGAAGGUGUCACCUGGCCCCGACCCCCUCCUGGGCUCAGAUUAUGAGGGGCAGCUGCCAUCCUUUAUGUGCUGGCUGUCCAGUAUCAUCCCUCAGUGAAGUCACACCCUUAUUUCCCAUCCCCAUCUAGCAUCACUGCAGACAUUAAACUAGUAAAACUCCCAUGCAACAUCACCAGGUUAAUACUCCCUGCUCCGUCACAGCUCGGUUCAGCUGCCCAGCCCUGCCCACGGCUCAGGAGGCAGGCACGGGGACGGGCUGCCCAUCUGCUGUGCCGUGACGGGGUUUGCCUUCCCGUGCCACAGGGUGGCGCUGCAGGGGGCCCAGGGCAGCAUGGGCCUGCAUAGCCACGCACGAUGGGGUCUGCGCCCAUGGGGCGCUCCCAGCCCUUGCAGGGGAAGGGAACCCUGCUGAGCCCAGGGGCAUGCGGCUGUGAUGUGACUGGACCCUUUCCUGGCGCUGACAGUGCCUGGCCCAGCAGUCGAGCCCAUUGCCAGCCCCUCGGGCAGACAAGCCCCAGAGCCCAUGGUGCUGAGCCACCCAGGGCACGAGCAGCUCCUCUUGGCCGCUGGCUCAGCAUGGCCUCCUGAGGGCGGCUGGGGAUGUGAAAGGAGCCGGGGGCCCAGCAGCUGCAGGGAGGGGGGUGACGAGCUGGUGCCGGUGACUGUGUGUCUAGCUCUGGUGCAUAGGAAGGGAGAGACAGGGGCAGGGGCUUGGGCCCGUGACUCUUACACUCUGGGCACCCUGUCUGUGCCAGGCCCUGGGGCUGCAGCUGGCGGCUGGGCUUUCCUGGGGGCUGCUGGAGGCAGAGGAAGCUGCCGUGUGUCUCUGUCACAGGACGAGUUUCCCAUGCCCCAGCGGCUCUUAGACCAACUCCAGCUGGGCCAUCGCAGCCCCGCCAAGCCCCCGCCUCCCCACAUCUGCCUGCAGAGAGACACGCAGCCCUCCUCCCGCCCCCAGCUUCACCCCCAGGGCAGCAGGGAGCCUCUCCAUGGGCUGUGCCUUCCCCCCAACCCCCAGCGGCUGGGAGGGGCAAGGGCCAGGGUACGGUGUUUCUCUUGGACACUAGGGUGGCACCAUGCGGCGUAGGGACAUUGCUGCACCUUGAGCAGUUGGUACGAUUCCUUCCGCCCACCCCGUAGCCACUCCCUGGGGAGCUCCUGGAAGGGAAGUUGUACUCAUGCUGCCCCCACCCACUCCAGCUUGCAGCCUGGCCCCCAAUCAGCCCCUUGGCAGCUCACUAGUGUGGGUGAGGUCAGUCACCGGUGCUUCCCUGGGCAGCAGGGGCGCAGCUCCCUGGUGGGACUGCCAGCUUGGUGGGUGCCUGGCCAGCCUGCCCCCUGUUCCCAGAGUGUGGGGCACACAGGGGGUUAGACCAAGCCGGCCCUGUCCCUUGGGGGUUUGCAAAGGACGUUAAUUCCGGCAACAUGGUGAGGGCGUUUGGCCAUCUCUGCCCGGGCCAGGGGCACUGGGGUGUGUGCCCAGGAGCAAGGGGCAGCCCCAAAGCAGGAUUUUCUGCAUGCAGCGCCUGGCUCUGGCCAAACGAGGGUCUCGCGGGCAUGGGGCCCGUCUCUAGAGAGCCCCUGGGGCAGUGCAACGUAGGCAGAGCUCGCUGUUACCAGGUCAGAGCCCUCUGGCCCUGGAACGUGCUUUUAUAAACAGCAUGGAACCCUUCCUGAAGCAGCAGCAUGGUCUCUCGCAGCCCCCCAGGGCUUGCCCCCCCGCUGCUCUCCCCAGGGCAGCGGCCCAGGCCGGAGCUCAGCUCUGCCUGCUGGGAGCAGCCUGUUCCUGUGAGCAGGCCAGGAGAGUGCAGGGAGCCCUGCGCUCCAGACAGGUUCCAGCCCCCGCGGCCUCCCCACGGCUGUGCUGCCCCCACCCAGGCUUCGGAUCACUGCAGGGCAGCCCCCAGGGCUGGCAGAGGGAGGCCUGGUGGAGGGCAUGCAGCACGCUGGAGACCUGGGUGACGGUGAGGUGGACCCCAGCAUAGCUCUGCCUGCAACAGCAGCAAGGCCUCCAGCCCCGUCCCUGCUGUGCAGCUUGGGUCAACAUCCCCCCUCUCUGCACCUCAGUUUCCCUGGCUGCAGCCUGGGGGUGAGAACCCCUUUCAGCGGCCACCAGGGCAGUAGGUGCAAGGAGUAGUGAUGGUCCAGGCAUUAGAGCCUGUGCCCUUGGGGGGGAGAUGCCCCAGGGCACCUCUGAGCCCCUGCCCAGCAGAACCAGGCGGUGGAGCUGCUCCUGCCCCCCAUCACCUUGCUCCUGAGCCUGAGCCUCCCCCACCCGUGGGGGAACGGCUGUCUGGAGAAACCUUCCCAGGCUCCUUCCCCUCCCCUGGCCCCAGCAUUCCUGCUAAAAUUAGCUGCUGUCCCUUUCCGGCAACAUCUGACCUGCCCCAUCAGUCACUCGCUGCUUCCUGCCUGGGGGGGUGCGUGCACACUACUGGCGGUUCUGGGCUGGCUGCCAGCCGGGUAGGCUAGCCCGCUGUGGUUAGUCCAGCCAGCCACAAGCCAGGGCCAUGGGGUGGCUCCCAGCCCGCUGGGGUGGCUCCCAACCUGCUGGGGUUUGGGCUGCUUUCAAAGUCCAUGGCAAGUUACACACCCCUCCCCAGCCUCGUGACCCAGGGGCUGCCCUUCGCUCUGCACCCCAGCCAGCGCUGCUGUUUGUUCGGUGCCUUGUGUAAACACCCCAGGGCAUGUGGGGAUGCGCUUGCUGGAGCUGGCAAGGUGCCCCCCUGGGCCGCCACCCCCCCUCAGCCAGCAUGAAGGAGCCCCCCCAUGGCUCUCACUUCCAGCAGCUGGCACUGAUCCUGCGGCAGCCUAGAGCCACCUGCCUACGAUGGUGCAGUGCCACAUGGCACCAAGGGGCCGACCACUCAGCCUGCUGCAUGGGAACAGCUGGCUGCCGGGCAGCAAAGGACUAGGUCCCAGCCCAGCCCUAGGCGGGCCGAACAGCAGGAGCUGUGCUGAGCCUGGACAAGCCCAGAGCUGCCCCUACCAGGCCACAGCCUCGCUGCACGCUCCUGGGGCAGCCCUCAAGCAACAUUUCAGCUGCAGCCCCCCGCCUUUGAGUGUGUGGGAGAAGAGCGAAACCUUCCCCUGCCUGAGGACACAGCCCUGCUCUGCCCCAGCCCAAUGUACAAAAAUAGCUCAUUCCCACCAGGGCCCCCCGCCGCCAGCUGUAACAGGACCCAGAUGUUUUCCAGAUGUGCCCUGCCGGCCCCAGGGCGAGCAGGCUGCCAAGAAUGCAGAGAGGCUUGUGUCGACCUGCACCGAGCUGAUAAACAAGGGCAGGGGGCUGGGUGCCAGGUGGGGCCCCCCAGGGGUGAGGCCUCAGGGGGGCAGGGGUACCAGGCUGACAGCAAGGAGGAGAUGGGCUCUGCCAAGCCAGGACCCAGGAAGCAGCUUCCUGGGGAGGCUGCCGUGGAAAGGAGGGAGGUGGAAGGGAUGCCUGGAGCCUUUGUGGCAGAUCCAGAGGAGCAGAUGUGACUGCCCAGCCAGGAGGGGCUGGCGGGAGCCGGGAAAGCGCUAGGACACAGACUGCUCUUUAACCAGGCAAAGAAAACCCAAACUGGCCUCACCUGCGUAUUUCUCACCACCCCGCCCCGGACUGAGAAAUACAUGGCCUGGAGCUAACCUGAUGAGCUGGCCGGCAGCGAGCUCCUGGCUUUCAGGCUGACCUCUCCCCAGCACUUUGCCUGUGGCUGGACUGUUCCAACUCAGCGGGUCAGGGACCGGCUCUCCCCUCAAGUUUGUACAGCGCCUUGCACGUCACAGAUGCUGUCAACACUACAGCAGCCAGGCAGCAGCUAAGAUUUGUAUAAAAAUAGUUUAUUAAAAUUUUACACAUA